Molecule: messenger RNA, 1008 nt
Organism: Hyaloscypha bicolor E
Lineage: Eukaryota; Fungi; Ascomycota; Leotiomycetes; Helotiales; Hyaloscyphaceae
Product: glycoside hydrolase family 16 protein
Exons: 2
Biological process (GO): glucan catabolic process
Molecular function (GO): hydrolase activity, hydrolyzing O-glycosyl compounds
Source: RefSeq, a predicted model, not a curated record
GCUCUUGCCCUUGCCUGCGCCUCUACGGUGUCAGCGAAUUACGUUAUUUUAGAUGAUUUUUCGGGGCCAACGUUCUUCGAUAACUUCUAUUUCAACGCGACCCUCGAUCCGAAUUACGGUUUUGUGGAAUAUAUUGGUGCCGGCAGCGCUUUGCUCGAUUCGCUUGCCUACUAUGAUGCUGCUACCGAUACGGCGAUAAUACGUGUAGAUGAUACCAACACCUAUACUCCUGGGGUAGAUACUGGACGACCAAGUAUUCGAGCGCAGACCCUCAACACCUAUCAGUAUGGGCUUUUCAUUUUGGACUUGGCGCACAUGCCCGGAGGGGCGUGUGGAUCUUGGCCAUCAUUCUGGACGACAUCAAUGAAUCACUGGCCAGAGCACGGCGAGAUCGACAUCAUUGAGAACGUCAAUUUAGCAUCUUUCAGUGAAGAGACCAUCCACGCCGGACCUACCUUCCCAGGAGAUGUUUGCGAAGUUAUUGGAAACGUCAACACCUCUCCAGGUCAACAGACAGGUACACAAACAACGUACAACUGCAUUUGGAAUGCAACGACGAGUGAUUAUGGUACCAAGACUCAGUACUCGGGUCAGGGAUGUUCUGCGAACAACAACAAUCCGAACAACUUCGGCGACGGCUUCAACCUAGCCCAGGGAGGCGUGUACGCAAUGGAGUGGACCGAUGAGCUUAUCCAGAUCUGGAGUUGGGAAAAUGGCGCGGUUCCUGCUGAUAUUGCGGAUGGCACACCGGAUCCUCUGACUUGGGGCAAACCAAUCUUCACCACUUGGGGUGGCAACUGUGACAUCGCGAGACAUUUCAUCGACCAUACCGUUGUCCUUGAUACUAAUUUCUGUGGAGAUUGGGGAAAUGCGGUCUGGCAAACAAGCAGCUGCUACGACCCUGUGGCAUAUCCAACUUGCUCAGACUACGUCGGUGCGAACCCAGGUGAUUAUUCUGAGACGUACUGGGCUGUGAGAAGUUUGAAGGUCUAUCAAUGGUCAAACGCC